Molecule: messenger RNA, 649 nt
Organism: Hermetia illucens (black soldier fly)
Lineage: Eukaryota; Metazoa; Arthropoda; Insecta; Diptera; Stratiomyidae
Gene: Vha14-1
Product: V-type proton ATPase subunit F 1
Exons: 4
Coding region: 108-494 (128 amino acids)
Biological process (GO): proton transmembrane transport
Cellular component (GO): membrane; proton-transporting V-type ATPase, V1 domain
Molecular function (GO): proton-transporting ATPase activity, rotational mechanism
Source: RefSeq, a predicted model, not a curated record
GAUGUAGAAGGAUUCUCGUGAUACCCACAAUAGGUCAGCUGACAAUUUCAUUGCUCGUUCAACUCGGGGGGACAAUUUCUCGAUAAAAUCUGUGUUUCUUAUAAGUAAUGGCACUUCACGCAGCAAUCAAGGGAAAACUAAUUUCCGUCAUCGGCGAUGAGGACACCUGUGUUGGAUUCCUCCUUGGUGGAGUCGGAGAAAUUAAUAAAAAUCGUCAUCCCAACUUUAUGGUUGUCGAUAAAAAUACUGCCGUGAGUGAAAUCGAGGAUUGUUUCAAACGUUUCCUGAAGCGGGAUGAUAUCGACAUUAUCCUGAUCAAUCAGAACUACGCAGAGUUGAUUCGGCAUGUAAUUGAUGCGCACACAGCUCCUAUUCCGGCUGUGCUGGAAAUUCCAUCCAAGGAUCAUCCUUACGAUGCAUCGAAAGACUCGAUUCUUAGACGUGCGAAGGGAAUGUUCAAUCCUGAGGACCUAGUUGGGGUACCGCGGGGUUAGGUACAAAGUGUCGUCCUCCACACGAUCCUUUCGUGAUUUGUUUUCGUUUAUUGUUUGCAAUUGUAUUAUGUAAAGCUAAUUCCAUAUAUAUUACGAGCAUGUAUUAUAAAGUUGUCCUAAAGAGCCUUCAACAAAUAAAUCUAAAUUAGAUGUGA